AUGGAGGAGCGAGGCUCGAGCGGGGAGCUUCGGUUAAAGGACGAAGAAAGGGGGAAUGGUUUGGAGGUGGAAAUGGAGAUGCGUAAGGAGAAUAUGCCAGGGAUGGAUUGGAAACCGAAUACGGAUGAUGAAACGACUAUUUGUCCGAGGAGGGAAACGGGAAGCGAUCAAAAUGUAGAAAUACCAUUAACUCCUUUUUCUUCGUUAAUGAAAACCCGAAGUUCCCUGGAGAUAUACACGCUUUGCAGAAAUGGGAGCUCUAACGGAAGAGAAAAACGAAUGAUGACAUAUGAAUAUCAACGAGCAAUUUCAACACAAAGGAAACCGAUGAUUGCGGAGAGAAAACGUGUUUCUGUUGUUAUUGAAGAGGGGUGUGAACAUUAUGGGAAUGGGUGUGGAGUGUUCAAUUCGAGUUUGAGAUGUGGGAGGGAAAAGGGAAAGAAAUGCUGGGAGGAUUUAUGGGGAAAAUUUAGGAGGUUGUAA
Botrytis fragariae is the source of this 483-nucleotide messenger RNA. RefSeq lists its product as uncharacterized. The record is from RefSeq and is a predicted model, not a curated record. The coding region runs from base 1 to 483 and encodes 160 amino acids. Lineage: Eukaryota; Fungi; Ascomycota; Leotiomycetes; Helotiales; Sclerotiniaceae. The transcript has a single exon.